This is a messenger RNA of Durusdinium trenchii, 1929 nucleotides long. The record is from the annotation of a GenBank genome assembly. NCBI's taxonomy places the organism in Eukaryota, Dinophyceae, Suessiales, Symbiodiniaceae.
AUGCCGCCAAAGAGCGCCUUGAAACGCCCAGCUGCCACGGUGUCACCGGCUGAAGAGGCAACUGCGCCCAAGAAGCAAUGCCUGAAGCCGCCGGCGGACGUGGACUCGGUGUUGAGGGAGACGCUUGGGAGUCUCAGGUCAGGGCUGGCAGGGAAGCCAAGCUAUGCAGCUCAAGUGGCCGCGCUACAAUCAGCUGCUGCUGAGCUGAUGAACAGCUGGGACCUGUGGAUUGCAGAGAAAGCUUUUCGCAUUGCCGAAGUGGAGGCAUAUUUGCACAGCCCGCAUCAUGCUGACCCGUAUGCCCAUGGGGACGAAGGGCAAGCAAGUUGUGGCGUGUGGUACUUCCACAGAAAGGGUGGCACCUACAAAAGCGGGAGCUUCAAAGGAAUGGACUUGGCAUGCGGGGACAAAGAGCAGAACGUGUUUGCCGGUCUGCUAGUCCGAGCUGUGAUAGACUCUUCUGACAAGUUGAUCGAAGGGCCUUGCUUGGUCGUGGACAAGAUCUUGGAGCUAAAUGGCAAAGAAUCCAUUGCUGCCUUUGCAGCAGGGCGAAGUGCCGCAGAACUUCCUGCUGCCAGCACCGAAGGACUGCGUUUGGCACCAGCACUUGAAUCCCGCUCAGACCACGUCCGUUGCUCUGCACGUGUUGGCUUGGUUCUACGUGAGGAAGCAGAGAAUGCUCUGAAGGGUCCGAAGACUCACAUGCAUGGUCGGCCUGUUGAGUUUUGCACACGACCCUAUCGCUUCUCAACAGCUGCUUCACGCUUGACCAAGUAUAGGAGUGGCUUUGUGGCCACCGCCCACUUGUCAGGUACUUUGGAUGGGGACAAACUUGGGCUCUCGGCUCAGAACUUCUCCAAGUAUGUGAAAGCUGCAGAAGCAGGAAGGUCCAGAGGAGAUCCAUCACAGUGGGUCAACAAGAAAAUCAGCACACAGCCUGAGCUUUGCGAGCUGAUCGGCGUUGGCUGCAUCAAUGGCCUGGCAUGCUGUCAAGCUUUGCACCACAGCUGGGCCAAAGCACUUCGUCGUGCGAAAGACAUGCUUUGCACAGCUGAACUUUUGCCUUUGCGACCGCUUUGCAAAGACAUGUUCACCAACAUUGGAAGCUUCGAGAAGAUUACUCUCAGAUGCGAAGAACUUUUGAUUAUGGCUGCGGAUCCAUUGAAUGAGUGUGUAGUUGCAUCCGCCCUGUUGCAGAGAGGAGUAGAACCCGGCGUUGUGUCAGAUGACAAUGAACUGUACCAUAUCAGAAUCAGCAGGCUCAUGCUUCGCUGCUUGACUUUGCUACAACGUCUUGUCGGCAAGUUGUUGGAAGUUGAUGAGACCUGUACGAGAGCUGUGGGAGAGUUGCAAUGCCUGGACUUUGAGGUGAGAACUGGCCGAUUGGUGUCAUACCAUUCCUUUGCAGAGCAGGCGCGCGCCGCAGCUGUACAGGCUUUUUCUGAAUUAAGCACACGAGGACGGCUUGACAUCCUGAAUGACUUCGAGACAGACCUGAUCUGCAUCAAUGUCGGGGAAGUAGAAUAUGCCAGGUUUUGCUUGCUGGAUUUAUCCGGCAAAGCAGUUUCCAUGGAAGCCCUCCUCACGGUUGAGUAUGGUGACAGCGGUGAAUACAGUCCUUCUUUUCAUCGGCUGAACCGGCGAUGGCUUUGGGCAGAGCUUUGGCUCGAGCAAGAUGGCUUCGAGCUGUGCUCAGUGCAACGGCUGCGGCUGGAGGCUCAGACCUCACCUUCGGGCAGGCAAGCGUUCUUUCAAGUACGAAUCGCAUGUGGAGCUCUCACGCAAGAGACGUCCAAGUUCCUUGCAGCGAUGGACAAAAACUGCGAGUUGAAAGUUGCUUUACGCGUUGAUUGGCCGGUUAUGGCAAAAGUUCCACUACAACUCAAAGCGUGUGAAGUGUGUCUUCAUUGUUUGGUUCCACUUUCGUGA